AAUGAUAUAUUAGAUGAGAUCAAUAUAAAAUAUUAAUAUCUUGUGAGUGAUAAUAGUGUUAUGGUUAUAUAAAAGUUUGUCUCUGUUCUUAGGAAAUAACAUGCAGAAGUAUUUACGAGUGAAUAUGAUGUCAGCAGCUUACAUUCAGAUGGUUUAGAACAUGCAUGUGUAUAUAUGAGGGAGCGUAUAUAUAUAUAUAUAUAUAUGUAUAUGUGUGUGCAUAUAGAGAGGAAAUAAGAGAAGGGCGUAAAUGUGUGUGUGCAUAUAAGUAUGGCAGGUGUUAACAGUUACUGAUGAAUCUUAAUAAAUGCUAUAGAUUUUUAUAUAUUAAAAUUUUUUUGAAACAAAAAGGGGAAAUGAUGAAUUUUGGAUAACGUUUUUUUCAGAAGUUGGAAUUAUGUGGUUAAAAACCCCAGUCUCUUCUAUUUUCUCUUUUGGUACCCAGUUGAGAGAGUGUAAAUGUGUGGUUCUUUUCAAAGUCUCAGUAAUAUGUUGGAUAUUCAGUACAGAGAAGUUUCUACCAUUUCCCUAGAUUUGUGAAAAUUUAUAAAGAAACAUGCCAAGUGAAAAAAAGAAAAGAAACUUUGUGAGUAAAGACCUAGUAACAGUAGCGUGAGAAAAGGGGAUGGACGCCCCAAAUGGAAGCCCGAAGCCAAAGUGCCCCUGCAGACUCUACAUAUGACUUCUGAGAAUCAGGAAAAAGUGAAAGCUCUUCUCCGAGACCUGCAGGAACAAGAUGCGGAUGCUGGAUCUGAAAGAGGUGUUUCUGGGGAAGAAGAAGAUGAUGAGCCUGAUUAUGACGACGAGCAGUACUGGUCACCUGGACGAGAAGCUUCCCUUGUUCCUGACUCUGAUCCUUUGGAAUGUGCUGGCUCAGGCCUGGUGGAGCCUCAUAACCCAGAAUUUACAGUCUCAGCAUUUGCAGUGCACAGACUUUCCAGGUAUGGUUUCCACACUGAACACUGUCAGGCAGCGCUGAGGAUUUGCGAUGGAGACGUGGGGGCAUCACUGGAACGCCUGCUCACCCAGUGCUUUUCAGAGACAUUUGGAGAGAGGAUGAAGAUAUCUGAGGCAGUUGCGCACAUGAGCUUGGAUGAGUGUGUGGAACAGCGACAGGAAGAGGCAUUUGCUCUCAAGUCAAUCUGUGGAGAAAAAUUUAUAGAAAGAAUUCAAAACAGAGUCUGGACCAUUGGAUUAGAACUGGAGUAUUUGACAAGUAAAUUCUGCAAAUUCAAGCAAAAGGAAAGUACCAAAAAUACACAGGAGGCUUCACUUGAAGUCUGCAAAUUUUACCUCAAAGGAAAUUGUAAAUUUGGAUCAAAGUGCAAAUUUAAACAUGAAGUGCCCCCAAAUCAAAUUGUCGGAAGAGUCGAAAGAAAUGUAGAUGAUUCUCAUCUAAAUGCUAAUGAAGAUGCAUCCUUUUUAUAUGAACUUGAAAUUCGAUUUUCUAAGGACCACAAAUACCCCUACCAAGCUCCUCUUGUGGCAUUUUAUUCCACCAAUGAGAAUCUACCUCUGGCUUGUCGUUUACAUAUUUCUGAGUUCCUUUAUGGCAAAGCCUUGACAUUUGCAGAAACUUCAGAACCUGUUGUAUAUUCUUUGAUAACCCUCUUAGAGGAAGAAUCAGAAAUAACCAAGUUACUAACAAAUACCCAUCACAAGUACAGUGUCCCUCCUGUGAACUUUCUGCCAGUAUCACCUGGAACCAGACUAAAUAAUCCUGUCUGUCGUAAACCAGUGAUUCCAAGUAAUUCGUUUUUUUCGAAUCAAAUUCCAGAAGUUGAAAAAGAAUCAGAGCCUGAGGAGGAGACAGAUGAGGAUGAAGGUCCAGCACCAGUUAUGGUGGAGAAUGAAAGCUAUGUCAACCUUAAGAAAAAGAUUUCCAAAAGAUAUGACUGGCAGGCAAAAUCAGUACAUGCUGAAAAUGUCAAAAUCUGCAAGCAGUUCCGAAUAAAACAGGCCUCCAGACAGUUCCAGUCAGUUCUACAAGAAAGACAGUCGCUCCCUGCUUGGGAAGAAAGAGAAAACAUUCUCAAGCUGUUGAGCAAGCACCAAGUGCUUGUUAUAAGUGGUAUGACUGGAUGUGGGAAAACCACACAGAUUCCACAGUUUAUUCUGGAUGAUUCUCUGAAUGGACCCCCUGAGAAGGUGGCUAACAUCAUCUGUACCCAACCCCGACGAAUCUCUGCCAUCUCUGUUGCUGAACGCGUUGCUAAAGAAAGGGCAGAAAGAGUGGGUCUGACCGUGGGAUACCAGAUCCGGUUAGAAAGUGUGAAGUCCUCAGCCACCAGAUUGUUAUACUGCACCACAGGAGUGCUGCUAAGAAGGCUGGAGGGAGACACAGCUCUACAGGGAGUCACCCAUAUCAUUGUUGAUGAAGUUCAUGAGAGGACAGAAGAAAGUGACUUCUUACUGCUAGUUUUGAAAGACAUUGUGUUGCAGAGACCAACUCUUCAAGUUAUUCUGAUGAGUGCAACCUUAAACGCUGAGCUCUUUUCAGAAUAUUUUAAUUCCUGCCCAGUUAUCACUAUACCAGGUCGUACAUUUCCUGUUGAUCAGUUUUUUCUGGAAGAUGCAAUUGCUGUGACAAGGUAUGUGUUGCAGGAUGGCAGCCCAUACGCCCGCUCCAUGAAACAGAUGUCAAAGGAGAAGCUCAAGGCCAGGCGCAGCAGAACCGCAUUUGAGGAGGUGGAGGAGGACCUGCGCCUCUCCCUGCACCUCCAGGGUCAGGAUUCUGUCAAAGAUGCGGUGCCAGAUCAACAGUUAGAUUUUAAACAGCUCCUUGCCCGCUAUCAAGGAGUUAACAAAUCAGUCAUCAAAACAAUGUCCGUUAUGGAUUUUGAAAAGGUUAAUCUUGAAUUAAUCGAGGCCUUGUUAGAGUGGAUUGUGGACGGAAAGCACUCCUACCCUCCAGGUGCUAUACUUGUAUUUUUACCGGGACUAGCAGAAAUCAAAAUGCUAUAUGAACAGCUCCAGUCUAAUUCUCUUUUCAACAAUAGACGUAGUAAUCGAUGUGUUAUUCACCCACUUCAUUCGUCUUUAUCCAGUGAAGAGCAGCAGGCUGUGUUUGUAAAACCUCCUAUGGGUGUAACUAAGAUUAUAAUUUCUACCAACAUUGCUGAGACAUCCAUAACCAUCGAUGAUGUUGUCUAUGUCAUCGAUUCUGGGAAAAUGAAAGAAAAGAGAUAUGAUGCCAGCAAAGGGAUGGAAAGUUUAGAGGAUACUUUUGUCUCUCAAGCCAAUGCCCUGCAAAGAAAAGGUCGAGCAGGUCGUGUAGCGUCUGGGGUCUGCUUCCAUUUAUUCACCAGCCAUCACUUCAAUCACCAACUUCUAAAGCAGCAGCUACCAGAAAUACAGAGAGUCCCAUUGGAACAGCUCUGUCUGAGAAUUAAAAUUUUAGAGAUGUUUAGCACUCACAGUCUCCAGUCUGUGUUCGCUCGGCUCAUUGAACCCCCGCACACUGAUUCUCUCCGUGCCUCAAAAAUACGAUUACGAGACUUGGGAGCAUUAACUCCAGACGAAACACUGACCCCUCUCGGGUAUCACUUGGCCUCUUUGCCUGUAGAUGUGAGAAUCGGCAAACUAAUGCUGUUUGGGUCUAUCUUCCGCUGUUUGGAUCCUGCUCUCACCAUUGCUGCCAGUUUAGCUUUUAAGUCUCCUUUUGUAUCUCCCUGGGAUAAAAAAGAGGAAGCUAACCAGAAAAAGCUAGAAUUUGCAUUUGCAAACAGUGAUUAUCUGGCCCUUCUACGAGCAUAUAAGGGAUGGCAACUAAGUAUGAAAGAAGGUAUGCGUGCAAGUUAUAAUUACUGCAGACAAAACUUCCUGUCAGGAAGAGUUCUUCAGGAAAUGGCAAGCCUGAAACGACAGUUCACUGAACUGUUAUCGGACAUAGGCUUUGUUAAGGAGGGACUCCGAGCAAGGGAAAUUGAGAAAAGAGCCCAAGGAGGAGGAGAUGGUAUAUUGGAUGCCACAGGAGAAGAGGCAAACUCAAAUGCUGAGAACCCCAAGCUGAUAUCAGCAAUGCUGUGUGCUGCUCUGUAUCCAAAUGUAGUGCAGGUGAAAAGCCCAGAGGGGAAAUUUCAGAAGACCAGUACUGGAGCUGUCAGAAUGCAGCCGAAAUCAGAUGAGGUGAAGUUUGUCACCAAGAGUGAUGGAUACGUGCACAUUCACCCUUCAUCGGUGAACCAUCAGGUCAGACACUUUGACAGUCCCUACCUGGUGUACCACGAGAAGAUCAAAACUAGUCGCGUGUUCAUCCGAGACUGCAGCAUGGUGUCUGUGUACCCACUGGUCUUGUUUGGAGGAGGCCAAGUGAAUGUGCAGCUCCAAAAGGGAGAGUUUAUUGUUUCCUUGGAUGAUGGUUGGAUCCGCUUUGCAGCUGCUUCCCAUCAGGUGGCAGAAUUAGUAAAGGAACUUCGUUGUGAACUUGACCAGCUCCUCCAGGAUAAGAUAAAAAACCCAAGCAUAGACCUGUGCACCUGUCCUCGAGGGUCACGGAUCAUCAGCACGAUUGUGAAACUCGUCACCACACAGUGAAGCCCUGUCGCGGAGUGCUCACUCCUCCCCUGCUGGCUCAGCUGGGAACCGACAGCGGCGCUUCUCCAUCCAGCUGCAGCACGUGGGGGCCGCCAGGGGAAGGAGCCCAGGGCAGGCUCUGCUGAGUCAGCUGCAGCCACACACGCCUUUAGGGACGUUUUCCAGACUGAGUGUUGCUAACCAAGCAGUGGGCACUCCUGCCUGGCACAGUUUGGAGUGUCAGUGUGAGACAGCUUAAAAACCAACCUGCCUGUUUUUUUUCCUCUCUGACUGCCCUGGAAUGAAUGAAAUUCAUCUGCUAACACAAAAGUGAACGUUUAAUACAGUGGUUUUAAUCUCUGUUUUUCUGCUUUUUAUUAGAGUGAGAUGAGGGGCAUGAGGAGAAAUACCAGUUUUUUUUUUCUGUCAUAAAAGCUCAACUGAGAGAAAUCAGAACAGAGAAGGGAAAAACUCAUGUGAGCAAGAAAAAUUAAAACUUCAUUUUCAGCCAUAGGUCAUUAUGUAAACUUCAUUUGUGAGGGGUUUAUUUUUACUCAUUAAAAUUCAGCUUAAAAAAAGUUGAGUUCUUAUUUGUUAUUAAAAUGUGAGCUGGUUUUAUCAGUAACACUCUUAUUCUUAAAAGCAGAACAACCUGGGUGUUUUCAUUCUCUUUUGGGUUUUCCAUUUAUGAGUCUUCCUCUGUCUUUUGAACUCGCCCGGAUCUAAGGGCCACAUUUCACAUUACCUGAAGGGGAAUUUUAAUGGUAUUCUCAGAACAUAGUUGGCAUGGUUCAGGUUCAUGGAGAAAGUUGCCAUGCUAGUGUCAGAUUUACAGCCAUAAAAAUACCUUCUAUGAGAGUGCUUAUUUUCAGUCACCACUUAGGUUAAUGUGGCACUCACAUUUUGAAAAAAAAAUAUGAAUACAUUUACCUUGGCUAGUUUUCAGCGUCCAAGAAGAAUUCCAGAAAAAUGAGUGGAAGACG
This is a messenger RNA of Bubalus bubalis (water buffalo), 5498 nucleotides long. RefSeq names its product DExH-box helicase 57 (gene DHX57). The transcript is spliced from 23 exons. The coding region runs from base 679 to 4536 and encodes 1285 amino acids. Lineage: Eukaryota; Metazoa; Chordata; Mammalia; Artiodactyla; Bovidae. Gene Ontology annotation, cellular component: intracellular anatomical structure. Gene Ontology annotation, molecular function: RNA binding; ATP binding; protein binding. The record is from RefSeq and is a predicted model, not a curated record.